This is a messenger RNA of Poecile atricapillus (Black-capped chickadee), 474 nucleotides long. Its product is annotated as scale keratin-like. Gene Ontology annotation, molecular function: structural constituent of cytoskeleton. Gene Ontology annotation, cellular component: intermediate filament. NCBI's taxonomy places the organism in Eukaryota, Metazoa, Chordata, Aves, Passeriformes, Paridae. The coding region runs from base 1 to 474 and encodes 157 amino acids. The record is from RefSeq and is a predicted model, not a curated record. The transcript has a single exon.
AUGUCCUGCUACGACCUGUACCCCUCCUCUGCCUGCGGCGUCCUCCGGCCCCAGCCCCUGGCUGACACCGGGAACGAGCCCUGCGUGCGCCAGUGCCCCGACUCCACCGCCGUGAUCCAGCCUCCCGCCGUGGUGGUCACCUUCCCCGGGCCCAUCCUCAGCUCCUUCCCGCAGGAUUCCGUGGUGGGAUCUGCUGGAGCGCCGUUCCUUGGAGCCUCUGGGGCCUCCCUGGGCUAUGGGGGCUACGGCUCCCUGGGCUAUGGGGGUUAUGGAUAUGGGGGCUAUGGGGGUCACGGAUCCCUGGGCUAUGGGGGUUAUGGAUUUGGGGGAUAUGGGGGUCUCUGUGGAUAUGGGGGCUAUGGAUCCCUUGGCUAUGGGGGUCUGUGGGGUUAUGGGGGGUACCGGGGUCUGUAUGGCUCUGGCAGAGCCUUUGGCUCCGGGCGCUACGGCCGCAGCUUCUGGGGCUCCUGCUAA